UCAACUAAGACUAUGCUCAAUUGGUCUUGUCCUGCCUUGAUGAUGAUGCAUGCUUUUUUUAGUUAGCAUUUGCAUGUGACUUGGUAGAAGCGCACUGUUUUAAUGUUCAUGUGUUAAGACAUUUAUGGUUCAUCCCCAACAUUCAUUUUCAUAUUUCAAUUUCAUGUUUGACAUUCACGUUUUAGCUUUUAAUGCUAUUAAUUGUGGUGGGAGGAACAAGGCAGAACACUGACAGGAAGUUUUGAAGUUGUUCCUGGACGUGUGUGUGUGUGGAGGGGGCAGAGGGUCCAGUUCCAGUUCCAUUUUUAACUUGCUUCCAUCACUGCACUUCACAGUAGACAAGAGAAGAUUCUUCUUUUUGAAGCUCGCAAUCACAAAUAAUUCCACAAUGUUUGUAAACUUCUCACUACCAAUAACUGCAGCAGUGACAUUGGCACAUCUGGUUAUAGCACAAGGCGCAGAUAUAGAACCUGCACGGAUUUUUGGCUCUACUUCACGUGUUAUAAUAGGCCAAGAUUUUGAUUUGAGGUGCAGCACGUAUGGAUUAACAAAAGCAAACGAGCAAGUGUUUGUUUACCUCUGCAAGAAUGGAGUCGGCCUACAAAGGGCCACAACCACAAGUCACGACAUCCCUUUUACAAUCAAAAGUGCCACACUAAACCAUACAGGAAACUACAGCUGUGUGUUCUCAAGGAAUAAGCAUACUCCUGCUGAGGUCAAUGUAGAGGGAGACAUGCCAGUCUUUAUCAAAGUGAUUGAUUUUGUACACCCCGCGAUAAUUACUGUAGAUGAAUCCAAAGUAAGUCAAGGGGCAGAGGUGGAAUUCAGGUGUACUUCGGAGGAGAGUCCAGACACAGACAUCCUUCAUGCAUACCUCUGCAAGAAUCACCGUGUCACUGAUGUGAAUAUAUGGGAUUCUGUGAAGAAACAAGCUCGUUUUCAUAUGGGACGAGUCCAAGUAGAUGGCUCGGGCAACUACAGCUGUGUGCUGUCCCAGAGGUUGCUGGCUGCAAAGGAAUUGGACAUGUGUGGAAGAAAUGCAGUAUUCCUGCAGGUUUACGACACACACCCCGUUGGGAUUGUUGUCAAGUCUGAAGGGAAUCCAAAAUGCAAUGAGAACCUCUUUCGGAUGCUGUGCUCUGUUGGAGUGGCUAUGAUAGCUGUGGUUGUUCUGGCCAGUAGUCAUAUUUGUCGACGAAAAGAUGUGUGAGGGACUAGAGGAGCCGUCCCGUGUGAGCAUCCCCAUGGUGACCCUAGCAGUUCCCAUGGUAUCCCUGCCAGAGAGGACUUAGCCACGCAGUGCUCCACAUGCAAAUAUACUUGUGUGUGUGUGUGUGCGCGUGUGUGUCGGUAUGUCUCUGUAUGUCUUUAUGUGGGACAGGGACAGUGACAGUGUUUUGCGAUUCUAUAUAAGAUAACCAGUAUUCUAUGAAAUUUGCAGGUUCUUCACUGAAAACGUUAGCACUAACAGUGAUUUUCUAACAACAUUAGUUAUUAUGAUGCUGAAAUAUUACGAAGUAAAUUCAGCAGGCUAAAAUAGCUUAAAUAUCUAUGUCAAAUAAACUGUAUUUGACACAAUUGAUCUUUUUUUUUUUUAAAUCCCUGCUAUUUCCAAUUAAAUAAUAAGAAUUGAGCACUUCUUUUCAACAACAAAUUGGUUAGAUAUUAUGGAAUGUUGUGUGUUUCAGUUUUCUGCAAACAAUAAAGAUACGUAUUUUAAAAUGACAGGAAUUUGAGGGUGGUUUGUGCCAACAUUAUGUUACAAUUGUCCUGGUGCUUUAAUUUGUACUUAUUAAUAAUGUACUUAUAAUUAUUAAACAUUUUGAGGCACACUGACGUAUGUGGGUACUUUUACACUUUCCCUGAUUGUGAAGUUAUCCAAAAGCUGAUUUUUGCACCCUAAUAUUAACAUUUGACAUGUUUAAUAUUAGGCUGCAACUCAGCAUGCAGAAGUACAUGCACAAAAUGUAGGCUACACGCAUUAUGAUGGGCAUAACAAACAAAAAAUACUCUAUAUAGCCUAUAUUCAUUAUUUUUAAGAUCAGUUGAAAAUAAGGAACUUUUCAAAUUGAGAAAUAUAUGCACAAGUGCAUGUAAAAUGUAGCCUCUUUACAGCCCAUUUCAAUGAAGUGUUUAACAAACACCAGUAUGACCAGACGUCCUGGUUUAAUCGGCACAGUCCUGAAUUUGAGUUGCAUGUCCCGAGUCCCGACACAAGCCUGAAGGGACGCUAAAAUGUUCUGGUUUACACCAACCACUGUGAAAGUGUCCCGGUUGUCAGUGAUUACAUAGCCAACAUUAUAGCCUGCUCAUUAACUAGGCUAAACCCACGAAGAGAGAUUAUAGCCUAAAGCAUCCAGCGAUUUCAACAAUGUGUGUCCCACAUAUCCACUUGGCUGGAGGUUUCAGAAAUAUUCAGUGAUAAAUCCUCUGUUUUCGUGUAAAUGAAAGGCCAAACCACAUGGAAAUACAUGCAUUUUUCCUAUGUGUAAACCAGGUCUUAGAAACCAUUUGUCUAGCUUCUAGCCACAGCGUUUUUGUUGUUUGUCGUACAAAGCCUAAUUUGAUUGGUCCGAACAGCUCUGGUUCGGGUAUAGUUGCUCCACAACGGAACGAGUCCAGACCGAACUUCCCAACCUCAAAUGUUGUGGGCAACCGCAUUGCAAUUAACACGUUAAUGCUGACAGCCUUAUAAUAACAUUUAGUAGAGUCGCUAAGGGAAGUAAACAAACACUGUGAGUGGGUUUAGAAAUACCUGAAUGUGGAAACAUAUAAUUGGUAGGCUACAAAGCAACUUCAUGUUGGUUAACAGCAAAAGCACAACAACGUUGCGAUACCUGCAUCAUCAAUCAAUGACAAUCAUACAAUGAAAAUUACCAGGAUAAGGCUGGCUGUGAAUUAUGUGUCCCUACAACAUCACUAUGCACUAGAUUUGUAUUUUCAUUUUAGUUAGCUAAAACUUCUUAAUUUUUCUGAGAUGUUACAUCACAUGAUCACAUAAUGAUGUAAUUUUCAGAAAAGGUGUGUGUGUGUGUGUGUGUGUGUGCGUGUGUAUUCAUAGAGCAUCCACAUGUAUUUGAAAUUGAAACCCUUCACACAAUAUUGGUGGUUAUAUAAUAUAAUGUUUAGACAAGACCAGCAGGUGGUGCAAAACCUUACAACACCAUGGUGUCCCACUUUUGUCUGAUGGUCUCAACAGACUUGAGGAUAGGCUACAGACUAAAAGUUACAGGCAUGUUAAAUGGUCUGCCCUUUAACCACUCUUUUACUGUGUUUAAAGGGACAUUUUGGGAA
Molecule: messenger RNA, 3294 nt
Organism: Alosa alosa (allis shad)
Lineage: Eukaryota; Metazoa; Chordata; Actinopteri; Clupeiformes; Clupeidae
Exons: 7
Coding region: 389-1210 (273 amino acids)
Source: RefSeq, a predicted model, not a curated record